ACCAGAGGUCUACUGAGUGGCGGGCGCUUGGUUGGGGUUGCAGCUCUCGCGGUGGGGCGCCAGAUCUCCUGAUGACAGGGCGCAGCACUGUGUUUGCCAUGCAGCACGUCCUCGGUGCGCCCCGUGUGGUGUGGAGAGGCCUCCUUGGAAGGGACCUCUUUAUGGCCAGGACUCUCUGCAGCCCAGGCCCUAGCCAGCCCAGAGAGAAAAGACCUGAGGAGGUGGCUCUUGGGCUGUACCGCCGCCUCACAGCUCUGGGAAGAGCCCUGGGGCACGACAUUCAUCAGCGAGCAUCGUCCACAGCCACGACUUGGUGGGAAAGAUACGAAGAGUUUGUCGGACUCAGUGAAGUUCGAGAGGCCCAGGGAAAUGUGACUGAGGCAGAGAAAGUGUUCAUGGUGGCUCGAGGGCUUGUACGAGAGGCUCGGGAGGACUUGGAAGUUCACCAGGCCAAGCUGAAGGAGGUGAGGGACCGCUUGGACCGCAUCUCCAGAGAGGAUAUCCAGUACCUAGAACUGGCUACGCUGGAGCACCGGCUGCUGCAAGAGGAGAAGAGGCUUCGUGCAACCUAUCUGCGUGCUGAAGACUCUGAGCGAGAGAAGUUCUCCCUCUUCUCUGCGGCUGUGCGGGAAAGUCACGAGAAGGAGCGUACUCGAGCUGAGAGGACCAAGAACUGGUCCCUCAUCGGGUCAGUUCUGGGGGCCUUGAUUGGUGUGGCUGGCUCCACCUAUGUGAACCGUGUGCGGCUACAGGAGCUGAAGGCCUUGCUCUUAGAGGCGCAGAAGGGGCCUGUGAGCCUCCAGGAGGCCAUCCGAGAACAGGCAUCCAGCUACUCCCUCCAGCAGAGGGACCUCCACGACCUCAUGGUGGACCUAAGGGGCCUGGUACAAGCUGGCUCCGGGCUGAGCUCUGGGACCCAGGCAGGUACUUCCCCCACCCGAGACAGAGACACAGAUGUCCUUUCAGCUGCCUUGAAAGAGCAGCUCAGCCAUUCCAGGCAGGUCCAUUCAUGUUUAGAGGGUUUACGAGAGCGGCUUGAUGGCUUGGAAAAGACUUUCAGCCAAACGGCUGAGGUGGUUCAGCUUGCGAAGGCUGCAGCACAUCCAGGCCUGCUGGGGCCAGCAGACAGGGCCCUGCCUGGCUCCUUGCUGGAGCAGGGGAGCGUGAUCUUGGCACUAUCAGACAUGGAGCAGAAGCUUGAAGCUCAGGUCAACAGGAACACCAUCUACAGCACACUGGUCACCUGUGUGACAUUUGUGGCCACUCUGCCCGUGCUCUACGUGCUCUUCAGGGCCAGCUAGCCCUCCAGAGAGGGCUCCAGGGAGCUGAGGGGAUAGCCGUGGAUACAAAUUUAGCUAGAGAAUCCCAACAAUGAAGUGAGCCUUUGGGGUGCACACAACCUCAGCCUGAGGCUGAGCACCAUCUGUGUGGCUCACCAGCAGGCGUACUUUGAUUUUGAGAAAAUGCUCAUUUAUGUUAAUUAUCAACACUUUGUACUAAUGUCCAAAUAAAAUGUCUUUCGGUU
Molecule: messenger RNA, 1525 nt
Organism: Panthera uncia (snow leopard)
Lineage: Eukaryota; Metazoa; Chordata; Mammalia; Carnivora; Felidae
Gene: CCDC51
Product: coiled-coil domain containing 51
Exons: 4
Coding region: 72-1301 (409 amino acids)
Source: RefSeq, a predicted model, not a curated record